This is a messenger RNA of Strongyloides ratti, 1404 nucleotides long. Its product is annotated as Legumain. Gene Ontology annotation, biological process: vacuolar protein processing. Lineage: Eukaryota; Metazoa; Nematoda; Chromadorea; Rhabditida; Strongyloididae. The coding region runs from base 1 to 1404 and encodes 467 amino acids. The transcript has 4 exons. The record is from RefSeq and is a predicted model, not a curated record. Gene Ontology annotation, molecular function: cysteine-type endopeptidase activity.
AUGUUAAAUCAAUUUAUUUCUAUUUUAUUUUUUAUUGGAAUUUGGUAUCAAAUUAAUGGAAAAGAAGAUUGGUUAGAAUUUAUUAUUAAUAAUAAUGUUGAAAAUUCAUCGGAUGAAUUUUUUGAAACAACUUCUACAUCUCAAAUAUGGGCUGUUUUGGUAGCUGGAUCUAAUGGAUGGUAUAAUUAUCGUCAUCAGGCUGAUGUUUCUCAUGCAUAUCAUGUUUUAAAAAAACAUGGUAUUAAUGAAAAUAAUAUAAUUACAAUGAUGUAUGAUGAUAUUGCUCAUGAUAAAUUAAAUCCAUAUCCAGGAAAAAUAUUCAAUACACCAGGAGGUUAUAAUGUUUAUGAAGGAGUAAAAAUCGAUUAUAAUGGUAGUGAUGUUACUCCAGAAAAUUUUUUAGCUGUCCUUGAGGGAAAUAAAAAAAAAGUUAAAGGAGGAAAUGGACGUGUUGUUGAAAGUACAGAAAAUGAUAAAAUAUUUAUCUUUUUCUCAGAUCAUGGUUCAGUUGGUAUGGUAUCAUUUCCAGAAGCAAUAUUAACAGUUAAAACAUUAAAUAAUGUUCUACAAGAAAUGCAUAAAAAUAAAAGAUAUAAAGAAUUGACAUUCUAUCUUGAAGCAUGUGAAAGUGGUAGCAUGUUUGAGGGGGUAUUGGCAAAAGAUAUUAAUGUUUAUGCUAUAACAGCAGCUAACAGUCAUGAAAGUUCAUGGGGAUGUUUUUGUGAUAAUGAUAUGAAAUUACCAUGUUUAGGGGAUACAUUUAGUGUCAGUUGGAUUUUAGAUAGUGAAAUAGAAAAUUUAAAUAGUGAAACAUUAAAUAAACAAUAUAAAAUUGUAAAACAUUUAACUAAUCAAAGUCAUGUUAUGCAUUAUGGAGAUUUAAAAAUUGCUAGUGAAUUUGUUUCUGAAUUUCAAGGUCAUGAAUCAAUUGUUCAUUCUCUUAAAAAUUUAAAUGCUCAAAGAAUCAAAAUGAGAGAACUUAUUUCUAAUUCAAAUAAACAAAAUGCAAGAGACAUACAUAUAAUAAUGCUUGAAAAAGAAUACUAUGAAAGUAUUGGUACUGAUAAAGAGAUAAAAGCAAAAAGAAGAUAUUUUAAAGCAAUUCAUAAACGAGAAUAUUUAAAAAAAUUUGUUAGAAAAAUGGUUAAACAUUUAGUUAGUGAUCAUGAAACAAGAUACAAAGUUUUACAAAAACUUCAAAGAAACGGUGUUGGAAAUGUUAAUUGUCAUGAUGAAAUAGUAAACUUUUUCCAUAAACACUGCUUCAACUUUAAUAGAAAUCCCCAUGCAAUGAAAUAUGUUUAUGUCUUAUCAAAUCUCUGUGAUUUAGAAAUUAGAGUUGAAACUCUUAAAAAUGGUAUUUUUGAGAUGUGUCAAAAUAAUCGAAUUACAAAUAUUAUCUAA